This is a messenger RNA of Fusarium vanettenii 77-13-4, 2295 nucleotides long. RefSeq lists its product as uncharacterized. The coding region runs from base 1 to 2295 and encodes 764 amino acids. Gene Ontology annotation, molecular function: zinc ion binding; DNA-binding transcription factor activity, RNA polymerase II-specific; DNA binding. Gene Ontology annotation, biological process: regulation of DNA-templated transcription; DNA-templated transcription. The transcript is spliced from 6 exons. NCBI's taxonomy places the organism in Eukaryota, Fungi, Ascomycota, Sordariomycetes, Hypocreales, Nectriaceae. Gene Ontology annotation, cellular component: nucleus. The record is from RefSeq and is a predicted model, not a curated record.
AUGGAGCUAGACUCUAGCCCUAACGACAACGAUCAUUCAUCAACCUCAGAAGCCGCCCGCCAGAAGCGCACCCGCGUCCUCCUUUCGUGCGCACCAUGCCGCGCCUCCAAGCUCAAGUGCGAUCGCGAGCAGCCGUGCAGUCAAUGCGAAAAGAAAGGUCGCGCUGCGCAGUGUGCGUAUGCACCGCGGCCUGAGAAGAAGCGCCCCGCAAAGGGCAUGUCAGCACGGUUGAAGCGUCUUGAAGGCAUGGUUCGAGAGAUGAUGGAUGCCGAGGGCGGCGCGGGGCCGAAACCUGCGGGGGAAGCCAACGGCGCUCCGGUGGCUGGGCCCGAGGUGCAGGGGCAUGUUGUGAGAGGAGAAAAGGCGACGACGUAUGUGGGAGCGACCCAUUGUAUGGCCAUGUUGGAGGAUAUUGAAGAUCUCAAGAGUUACUUUGAUCAACCAGAAGAUCUAGAGGAUGAUCAGAUCUUGGCUGAUGAGAUUGAUGCAACUGAGGUUGUCCUGAAUACGAGAGCUGGUCCGAAGAAUCGUGAAGAACUGCUGAGUCGUCUCCCAGAACGAAAUGUAGCAGACCGACUCAUCACGCAUAUCGUUCAUCGGCCGACAUUCACGAGAGCUUACGCCAAAUUCUGGCAAGACCCAAAUCAAGCUUCGCUGCACUGGAUCGCCCAGCUCUUCAUGAUGCUCAGCCUCGGCGUCUUCUUCAACAACUUUAUGAACAAGAGCGAGGUGGAAGGCGACUCUCCUCUUCCGCCACUGGACAGGAUCCGUCACUACAAGGCAUGUGCCGGAUGGGCUUUGGUCUGGGGGAAAUACACGCAACCAACUCCAGCAACUCUGCCGGCCUUUCUUCUCUAUGUCGAGUCACACUUCCUGUUUAACCGGGCGGCUCAGAUGAACUGCUACAUCCUCUCGGGGGUGUGUGUUCGUCUUAUGCUCAAGAUGGGUCUCCAUAGGGACCCGAGCAAGCUGGCUAAUAUCACCCCCUUCGAGGGUGAGAUGCGCCGCCGCAUGUGGAAUAUGGCUAUCCAGGUCGAGCUUCUAGUCUCGUUUCACAUGGGUCUUCCAAGUUUGUUACAAGGCAUCGAGACCGACACAACAGUACCUCGGAACCUGCAAGAUGACGAUUUUGACGAAGAUACCGUCGAGUUACCCCUGAGUCGACCACCCACCGACUACACCACAAUGACCUACCCGAUCCACAAGACAAAGAUCCUCCGAGUCUUUGGCCAGAUCGCCCGUCAAGCCCAUGCCCUGUCGCCGCCGAGUUACGCCGAAGUCCUCAAGCUUGAUAACUUGCUGCAGGAGACAUGGCGUAACGUCCCAUCGUUCAUGAUGGUACGCCCGCUCGACGAGUGUGUUGGUGAUCCACCUAUGCUUCUCAUUUAUAGGUUCGGCCUGGCUGCUCUGUUCAACAAGUGUCGUUGUGUUCUGCACCGACGAUAUCUUGCCGAGGCAAUUCCUCGACGCGAGCAUGACUACUCGCGCAGGCAGUGUCUUGAGGGCGCAAUAUCACUACUUGAGUAUCAAAACACCAUCCGAGAGGCUUGUAAGCCGGGUCAUGUCCUCAGCCAGAAUGGAUGGUUCGUAUCGUCCUUGGCGGUGCAUGACUUUCUGUUGGCUGCCAUGUGUCUGUACCUUGUUAUCAAGAACGACACUUAUUCCGAGUUUGGAGGUGAAUAUGACUGGAUGUCACAGUCAAAGACAACGCCGACCAAGGAGGAGCUCCUGGGCAUGAUUAAGCGGUCUCACUUUAUUUGGUCAGAAGUCGCGCAAGACGUGAGAGAGGUCAAGAAGACAGCUGAUACGCUGGCUACUAUGCUGGCUAAACUUGGAGCCCCCGUCCAAGGUCCGGCAAGCGUUCCCGGCCCAGCGCCGCCAACCUUCAGCAUCGGGCAUGAAUCAUCCUCACUCGGCGCACCAUCGGUGGACCCCAGCACUCUGGGGUCGAUUGGGGAUGAUGCGGGCUUGCUGUCAUCACUGGGGCUAGGCUCUUCAACAGGAUCCACGUCGGGGCAGACGCCGUUAUCUCUUGGCCUGACGGCCGAUGCGGGAGCUGGCAUGAACUUCCCAGGCAUGGGGACCGAGGGGCUCGACUUUGACCCCUCAUGGAUGGAGACGGCGGCCAAUAACAUGGACUGGCGUUAUCUCGAUAUCUCACUUGCUCACAGCCAUGAUGCGGGGCGGAACGAGGACACUGGCCAGACGUGGAUGGAACGGCCACCCCCUUUGGAGCAGAUAGACAUGAUGGGACCAGGAUCGUGGAUGCCCGACCCUUCUGCUGGGAGCGGUUGA